Striga hermonthica is the source of this 306-nucleotide messenger RNA. NCBI's taxonomy places the organism in Eukaryota, Viridiplantae, Streptophyta, Magnoliopsida, Lamiales, Orobanchaceae. The record is from the annotation of a GenBank genome assembly.
AUGGAAAAACUUAGAUGGACCGAUCAAAAUCAAAUCCAUAAAAAUUCUCCAAUUAGGUGCCACGAGAGGAGAUGGGAACGACGGAGCUCCAUCGGUUAUUCUCCACGCUCGAUGUCCGGCGGCGACAACACCAGCCGGGAGGAUCUCACCGAUUUGCUAGAGAAUCUCGGGAUUUGCGUGCUAGAGGAGAAGCUACGGCUGAUGGUUGGAAAGGUUGAUGCCGACGGGGAUGCCCAGUUGGACGCUGAGGAGUUCGGUGCCCUGUAUGUGGUAGUGGUGAUGGCGGAAGCGACGAGGGGUUGGUGA